AAUUCACACCAGGACAGGUCCUGAACCUGACCAGCACAGACAUUGAUAGGCUCCUGAACUUCUUCCCGAGUUUCCAUGAGCUGUGGAGCUUACCCAUCCAGAUUGUUGUGGGCACGGUUCUGUUGUACCAGCAGCUGGGUGUGGCGACCUUUGCCGCGCUGAUCUUGGCCGUUCUUUUGGCCCCUGCCAACCGCUUGAUUGCCGUGCGCAUUGGGCGUCUCAGUGAGAAUCUCAUGCAGAAGAAGGAUGUGCGGGUGGCUCUGACCAGCGCAGCACUACACAAUGCAUACUUCAUCAAGCUGAAGACGUUGGGUCGGUCUAUGGUCAAUCGCAUUCGCGUGGUGCGGUCGCAGGAGCUGAGGUAUCUGACCCAACGCAAGUACUUAGAUGCGCUGUGUGUGUACUUUUGGGCCUCCACACCCGUAGUGAUGAGCCUGGUGACGUUUGCGGUGUACGUGCGGCUGGGCGGGCAGCUGGACUCGGCACAGUCACAUAAACACUUUGGAAGCAUGCUUGCACAUCCGUAUGCGCAUAUGCAAUCAGCGGUGUAG
Molecule: messenger RNA, 551 nt
Organism: Sphaeroforma arctica JP610
Lineage: Eukaryota; Ichthyosporea; Ichthyophonida
Exons: 4
Biological process (GO): transmembrane transport
Cellular component (GO): membrane
Molecular function (GO): ABC-type transporter activity; ATP binding
Source: RefSeq, a predicted model, not a curated record